Elgaria multicarinata webbii is the source of this 1070-nucleotide messenger RNA. RefSeq names its product adaptor related protein complex 2 subunit sigma 1 (gene AP2S1). Gene Ontology annotation, biological process: intracellular protein transport; clathrin-dependent endocytosis. Gene Ontology annotation, molecular function: clathrin-cargo adaptor activity. Lineage: Eukaryota; Metazoa; Chordata; Lepidosauria; Squamata; Anguidae. Bases 138 to 566 code for a protein of 142 amino acids. The transcript is spliced from 5 exons. Gene Ontology annotation, cellular component: intracellular membrane-bounded organelle; AP-2 adaptor complex; membrane coat. The record is from RefSeq and is a predicted model, not a curated record.
UAGACUACAACUCCCGGCUUGCUCAGGGACUCGUCCGCGCCUUGCCGGAUAUCCGGUGGGAAGGGAGCCUAAGGGGUGGGGAGUUGAAGCAGCUGCCCCUGAGCUCUGUGAAAGGAGGAAUUAGGGCAGCGACCACCAUGAUUCGCUUUAUCCUGAUCCAGAACCGGGCUGGCAAAACGCGCCUGGCCAAGUGGUACAUGCAGUUUGACGAUGACGAGAAGCAAAAACUCAUUGAGGAGGUCCAUGCCGUUGUCACGGUGCGGGACGCGAAGCACACCAACUUCGUUGAGUUCCGGAACUUCAAAAUCAUCUACAGGCGCUACGCAGGGCUCUAUUUCUGCAUCUGUGUAGAUGUGAAUGACAACAACCUGGCUUACCUAGAAGCCAUUCACAACUUUGUGGAGGUGCUGAAUGAAUAUUUCCACAACGUCUGUGAACUUGACCUGGUGUUCAACUUCUACAAGGUUUACACGGUGGUGGACGAGAUGUUCUUAGCCGGCGAGAUCCGUGAGACCAGCCAGACGAAGGUCUUGAAGCAGCUCCUCAUGUUGCAGUCCUUGGAAUGAGGCGCCGGGCAGGAGAAGGCGGUUGCGUGGGAUCUCCCUUGGCAAGAGGCUGCCACUGCCCCACCAGGCUCAUCCCUCUUCAACCGGUUCCCUGAAUCAGUGACUUGCUCAGGAGCAGACGUUGCCACUUUUCCCUUAGUUGGAGGCUGGCGGGGAGGAAGCAUCUUGAAUCGGGUGUCAGCUUUGGAUUUCGAAUCCUGCUUUUCCCUGCAUGGAAGGAAAGGGCAGGAGGGUGGAGAAUUCCUUGGAUGCUUUUCUGAAAUGGGGCGGGGGGUUAGAAGUGGAGAAGAGAGCUCCCGUCAUCCCCCUUCUACCACCCAGCGCACCGCCUGUGUCCACCCCCCAUGCCCCCAGUCUGCGGACCCCUCCCCAUCCAUUCACGUAAAUCUGUUGUGCCGCGUCUGCAGUAGAAAAGGGACCAUAACCGUGUAUGUGUGUGACGAGUGAUUGGUCGUACUGCCAGUAAAGUGAUGUACGGAAAUAAAGCAUCCGUGAAAUACUUAA